GGGAUAUGGAAGUGCUCUAAAGUUAGCCCAUACAAGGUAGAGAUUAGUCCGUCAGACAUUACUUGUAAGUGUUUUGGAAUGCGUACAGAUAGGUAUGUAGUUGCGGUGCCUUUGCCUCAUACUUUUCCAUAACCUGCUUAGACAGUUGUGUCAAUCGUCGGCAUUCCUGCAUUCAAUUGCCAAGCGGACUAAUAAGACAGUAAAUUUUGUUUAUAUCAUAUCAUAUCUUACAGAAAGAAAAGAAGAAUUAUGCUGUUUUACGGAAAGCUGGGUCCAAAGAAUUAUUCAUAGCUGCCAGCAGUUGGAUGCUAUCCGAAGACCUGUGCUUGUAUCACAGCAGUAUAACAGAUAAUGAAGUUGAGGCUUGCGUUAGACCUCGACCGGACUGGGUGCUAACGGAUUGUGAAAUGUUAGCUGAACUAGACUCUUUCGUAGAAGCCAAGAAUACAUUGCAGGCUACUAAACGAAUAUACAGUGUACUCUCAAAUUCAGAUAAUAUGGAGGAAACAUUACCUCUUACCAAUUCCAAACGUCCAAGGUAGAUUCUUCUUAUUGCUUAAUCACAGAAUGCAGAGUUGAGACGAAGAACUCGUCUUACGCUUACGACUCAAUGGAACUUGAAGCAGUGGAGGCACAGAAAGUUUGUUUGCCUUCAAAAUACCCGACAACAAAUUUCAUGGCAACUGUUAUGUCACCGAUAGCCAGGUAACGCAUUCCUUUAAUAUCAUUACUCCUCCAGCACUUCCACUCAACAAAUGCCAGUGGCAACUUCUUCACCUAUAGCGCAACUAGUUCAGCAGACUACUAAGGAAAACUGUGAAUCAGAUAAUAAAGUAGCCAAUGAGUUGCAGUCAAUUAGAGCGGAAAUGCAGUCCCUUAAAGGAGAAAUGAAAGCAGAAUUUCAGUCGCUGAAAACAAUGAUGGCGCAAUUGUUGUCAGUGAAUAAGUCAGCGUGUGUGGCCGCCGUUGGAAGUGGGAAAUCAACCAUUGACAAUAGUCAACUGCAAUUCCCCGUAACUACUGAAGAAGAAUUCACCCAACUAGAGGCGUCACUUAAAAAUCCCAAAUUUAAAGAAUCAUUCAUGAUGAAAAUGGUGGAAAAAUUAUCUUUCAAUCCGGAGUCUUCGUUGAGAGCAAUGCUAAAUUAUGUUAUGGAUCCUAAGCUGUCAACUCGUUUUACAGCAUUUGGAACUCCAAAGAAAUUGGCUCUCACGAAAUGCACCUUUUAUGCAGUUAUAACGUCCGUCAUUGUCAGCAAGUUCGUUUCGGCUACAGUUUCUGAUGACGACGUAAAGAAAAUUCUAAAAAAUACUGUAAAGACAUACUUCCACGAUAUACGUGAUCGCGUAGACAAAAGGGAUAGCCGGCGAAGAGUUGCAGUUGACAAAAAGAAAAGUGAUCAGAGGAUCUCUCCUGACACUUCAAUGGAUCUACUUGACGAUGGGGACAAUUAGAACAAGUGCAAUGAGAUAUUGAAUAACAAGGCUAUCAUUCCAAUUGUGUGUAUUCAUCGCAACUGAAACUGUUUAUUAAUCCU
This is a messenger RNA of Trichobilharzia regenti, 1537 nucleotides long. The record is from the annotation of a GenBank genome assembly. Lineage: Eukaryota; Metazoa; Platyhelminthes; Trematoda; Strigeidida; Schistosomatidae.